AUGGGUGUCUUCAAAGUGUGGCUCGGGGUGGCCCUAGCUUUGGCGGAAUUUGCAGUAUUGCCUCAUCCUUCUGAAGGUGCUUGUGUCUAUCAGGGCUCCGUGUUGGCGGAUGCCACAGUUUGGAAGCCCGAUUCAUGCCAGAACUGUCGUUGCCAUGGUGAUAUUGUUAUCUGCAAACCUGCUGUUUGCAGAAACCCUCAGUGUGCCUUUGAGAAGGGAGAAGUGCUUCAAAUACCCGCCAACGAAUGCUGUCCUGAGUGUGUGGUGAGGACGCCUGGAUCGUGCCAUCAUGAGAAGGAAAUCCAUGCGCAUGGGACAGAGUGGGUCUCCUCCCCAUGCAGUGUGUGCUCGUGCACUCAUGGGGAAGUCCGAUGCACCCCCCGGCCCUGCCCACCACUGUCCUGUGGACUCCUCGAACUGGAAUUCAUCCCUGAAGGAAACUGCUGCCCAGUCUGUGUGGGCCCCGGGAAACCCUGUACCUACGAAGGCCGUGUGUUUCAGGAUGGGGCAGACUGGCCACUGAGUCGAUGUGCCAGAUGUGUGUGUAGAAAUGGGGUCACCCAGUGCUUCACGGCUCAGUGUCAGCCUCUGUUUUGCAACCAGGAUGAAGCUGUUGUCCGAGUCCCUGGAAAAUGCUGCCCACAGUGCUCUUCACGAUCCUGCUCUGCCGCUGGCCAAGUGUACGAGCAUGGUGAGCAGUGGAGUGAAAAUGCCUGCACCACUUGUUUAUGUGACCGAGGGGAGGUCAGGUGCCACCAGCAGUCCUGCCCGCCACUAAGAUGUGGAAAGGGUCAAAGGCCGGCUAAGCGUCACGGGGAAUGCUGUGAGGAAUGCGUGUCUCCUGCUGGAAGCUGCUCAUACCAUGGGAUUGUGCGGUAUCAGGACGAAAUGUGGAAGAGCUCGGCCUGUGAAUUCUGCAUGUGUAACCUUGGCCAAGUGACCUGCUGGCCUGGAGAGUGUGCCAAAGUGGAGUGUGCCAGGGAUGAAGAAUUAAUUCACGUAGAUGGAAAAUGCUGUCCUGAAUGCAUUUCAAGGAAGGGGUAUUGUGUUUAUGAAGAAAAUGAAAAAUUUAUUUCCUCAAAUGUGAGUGAAGUUAAACGUAUCCCAGAGGGAGACACAUGGGAAGAUGGCCCUUGCAAGAUGUGUGAGUGCCAAGGGGCUCAGGUGACUUGCUAUGAGCCCUCUUGUCCACUGUGCCCAAUGGCCACUCUGGCUCAGGUGGUGAAAGGACUGUGCUGCCCGGAUUGUACAUCAGUUCAUUGCCACCCAGACUGCUUGACCUGCUCUCAGUCUCCAAACCACUGUGACCUUUGCCAGGACCCCACAAAGUUGCUGUGGAAUGGACGGUGUGUGCACAGCUGUGGUCUGGGAUCUUACCAAGCUGGAACUGUCUGCUUAGCCUGUCAGCCUCAGUGUUCCAUGUGCACCAACAGACACGAGUGCUCAUCCUGCCACCCACCUCUGCUGCUGCGGCAUGGGCAGUGUGUGCCCACCUGUGGGGAUGGCUUCUACCAAGAUCACCACUCCUGUGCAGUCUGCCACGAGUCAUGUGCAGCCUGUUGGGGUCCCACGGAGAAUCACUGUCUGGCCUGCAGAGACCCCCUCCAGGUGCUGAGAGAGGGCAGGUGUGUGGGCAGCUGUGGCGAUGGGUUUUACAACGAGCAAGGGACCUGUAGAGCUUGUGACCAAUCAUGUAAAAAUUGUGGUCCCAAGAGUGCCAGGUGUCUUACCUGUGUUGAGAAGAUGGUGUUGCAUGAUGGGGAAUGUAUUGCUGAAUGCCCUGGUGGGUACUAUGCUGAUGCCACUGGCAGAUGCAAAGUUUGUCAUAACUCAUGUGCCAGCUGCUCUGGACCCACGGCCUCUCACUGUACAGCCUGCCUCCAUCCCCAGGCUCUGCACCAAGGCCACUGUCUGUCCAGCUGUGGAGAGAACUUCUACCCUGACCAGGGUGUCUGCAGAGCUUGUCAUCCCUCUUGCCUGACCUGUGUGGGUGAAGCACCUUCUCACUGCACCCAGUGUAAGAAACCAGAGGAAGGACUACAAGUUAAGACACCUCCCUCUGGCGAGUGUCUAUCCCAGUGUAGAGCCCAAUUUUACUUGGAGAAUACUGGACGGUGUGAAGCUUGCCACCGAUCCUGCUUUGGGUGUGUGGGGAAGAGCGAACACAACUGCACAGCCUGCUGGCCUGCCCACGUGCUGUUGGGUGGGGCGUGCAUCUCUCACUGCCCAGAUGGCCACUUUGCCCAAGAAGGCAGGUGUACAGAAUGCCACCCCAUCUGUAGGCAGUGCCAUGGCCCUUUGGAAUCUGACUGCAUCUCCUGUCACCCCCAUGUCACCCUUAAUGGGGGGAGCUGCAGGACCAGCUGUAAGGAACAGCAGUUCCUCAACCUUGCGGGCUACUGUGCAGACUGCCAUCCUCUGUGCCAGCACUGUGUGGCUGAUCUCCACCACACCGGGAGCAUCUGCCUGAGGUGCCAGAAUGCCCGCUACCUGCUGCUGGGAGACCACUGUGUUUCCACUUGCCCUUCUGGGUACUAUGUAGAGAAAGGAGCGUGUAAAAAAUGUCAUGCUUCCUGCAGAACCUGCCAAGGCAGAGGACCCUUCUCCUGCUCUUCAUGUGACUCGGACCUUGUUCUGUCCCACCUUGGCACCUGCAGUACCAGCUGCUUCCCAGGGCACUAUCUUGAUGACAACCGUACUUGUCAGCCAUGCAAGGCACAGUGCAGAAGCUGUGAUUCACAGGCGAGCUGUACCUCCUGCCGAGAUCCAAACAAGGUCCUGCUCUUUGGAGAAUGUCAGUAUGAGAGCUGUGCCCCCCAAUACUAUCUUGACUUCUCCACUAACACCUGCAAAGAGUGCGACUGGAGCUGCAGUAUAUGCAGUGGGCCCCUGAGGACAGACUGCCUGCAGUGCAUGGGUGGCUAUGUCCUCCAGGACGGGGCCUGCGUGGAGCAGUGCGCAUCAGCGUUUUAUCGGGACUCGGGUGUCUGUAAGAGUUGUGGCAACCACUGUCUUCAGUGCCAAGGUCCUCAUGAGUGUACCCGCUGUGAUGGGCCAUUUCUUCUUUUGGAAGCCAAGUGUGUCCAGGAAUGUGGGAAGGGGUACUUUGCCGAUUAUACAAAUCACAAAUGCACAGCCUGCCCUCAGGGUUGCUUGCAGUGCAGCCAUGGGGAACGGUGUCACCUCUGUGCCCAGGGGUUCUCUCUGAAAAGUGGCCUCUGUGUUUCCAACUGCGUCCCCGGCUUCUCUGUCCAUUCCUCCAACGAAACAUGUGCUGACAAAGUACAUACUCCUAGUCUUCACGUGAAUGGUUCUCUCACCCUUGCAAUUGGUUCAAUGAAGCUCCUGGAUUUUGCCCUCCUGAAUGUCCAAGACCAGGGGGGCAGGGUGGAAGACCUUCUGUUUCAUGUCGUGAACACUCCCACCAACGGUCAGUUAGUCCUCUCGAGGAAUGGAAAAGAGACUCUAGUCGACAAAGCUGGACAUUUUAGCUGGAAAGACGUGAAGGAGAAAAAAGUCCGUUUUGUGCACAGCAAAGAAAAACCCAGGAAAGGUUAUUUUUCCCUGAAAAUCAGUGACCAGCAGUUCUUCUCUGAACCACAGUUGAUCAACAUACAAGCAUUUUCAACACAGGCCCCCUAUGUGCUGAGAAAUGAGGUCCUCCACAUUAGCAGAGGAGAGAGGGGAACCAUCACCAAACAGCUAUUGGAUAUCCGAGAUGACGACAACCCACAGGAUGUGGUUGUCGAAGUGCUGGAUCCUCCACUUCAUGGCCAGUUGCUCCAAACACGUCAGUCCCCUGCAGCCCCUCUCUAUCAAUUCCGACUAGAUGAGCUCUCCAGGGGUCUUCUCCAAUAUGCCCAUGAUGGCUCUGACAGCAUGUCUGACAUUGCAGUCUUGCAGGUCAAUGAUGGACACUCUUUCCAAAAUAUACUGUUCCGUGUGAAGACUGUGUCCAAGAAUGAUGGUAGUCUUCGAAUUGUGGCUAAUUCAAUGGUGUGGGUUCCAGAAGGGGGGAUGCUACAGAUUACCAAUAGAAUCUUGCAAGCUGAAGCUUCAGGUGCCAGAGCCUCAGAAAUCAUCUACAAAAUUACAGAGGACUCCCCUCGAUUUGGGGAGCUGGUCCUUCUGGUUAAUAUGCCCGCGGACAGCCCUGCAGACGAAAGGCAGCACCUACCUGAUGGGAGGACAGCAACCCCCACCAGCACCUUCACCCAGCAAGACAUCGACGAAGGCAUCUUGUGGUACAGGCAUUCAGGAGUCCCAGCCCAGAGUGACUCCUUCCGCUUUCAGGUGUCCAGUGCCACAGAUGCCCACACCCAUCUGGAGAGCCGCAUGUUCAACAUUGCCAUCUUGCCACAGACGCCUGAUGCUCCAAAGCUCUCCCUGGGAGCAUCUCUCCAUAUGACAGCUCGGGAAGAUAGCCUAACUGUGAUUCAGCCACAUUCCCUCUCUUUUGCAAACUCUGAAAGAUCAGGUGGAAACAUUAUAUAUAAUAUCACUUCACCUCUGCAUCCAAGUCAAGGUACCAUUGAACACAAGGACCAGCCUCACUCUGCCAUCCGGUAUUUCUCACAGGACGACAUCAACCGGGGCAAAAUCAUGUACCGUCCUCCAUCCGCAGCUCCCCACCUUCAGGAGCUCAUGCCCUUCUCCUUCGCUGGUCUCCCUGAAUCGGUGAAAUUCCACUUCACAGUUUCGGAUGGGGAACACACAAGUCCAGAAAUGGCCCUCACCAUUCACUUACUUCCCAUCGAACAGCACCUGCCAGUGUUCCAGGUCACAGCUCCAAUGCUUGAGGUCAGCCCAGGAGGCAGCACUUCCGUAGGACUUCAGUUGAUAGUAAGAGAUACGGACACAGCCUCUGAAGAACUCUUCUUUGAGCUUCGCAAACCUCCGCAGCAUGGUAUGCUGCUGAAGUCCUCAGCUGACUUUCAAGGGUCCCUGGCUGCAGGUGACACUUUCACAUAUGCAGAUAUUGAGAAAAAUGCCCUUCAGUAUCUACAUGAUGGCUCUGCUACCCAGGAAGACAGCAUGGAGAUCUCGGUUACAGAUGGCUUCUCAGUGACAACGGUGGAAGUGGGAGUGACGGUGUUGCUGUCAGAGAAUCCAGGGCCUCAGCUGGCCAGAGGCGCCUCUCUGAGCAUUUCUGUCCCCAGUAAAAGUACUGCUGUAAUCACAAGGUCACACCUGGCUUACGUUGAUGAUUCUUCCCCUGACCCAGAGAUAUGGAUUCGGUUAAGUUCUCUGCCCAUGUAUGGUACUCUCUUGAGAGCUACAGGAUCCGAGGUGGAAGAACUCUCAGACGUUUCCAAUUUUACAAUGGAAGAUAUCAACAAGAAGAAAAUUCAGUACUCAGCCGUGUUUGAGACUGAUGGCCACCUAGUCACUGAUAACUUCCAGUUCUCUGUCUCUGAUAUGGACCAUAACCAUCUGGACAAUCAGAUGUUCACCAUCAUGAUCACCCCGGCUAAGAAUCCACCUCCAGUCAUUGGUUUUGCUGAUCUUAUCACGGUUGAUGAGGGAGGGAGAGCCCCCCUCUCAUUUCACCACUUCUUUGCUGCUGAGGAUCAUGACAACCUUCGGGAAGAUGCUGUCAUUAAACUCAGUGCUCUGCCCAGAUACGGCUGCAUCGAGAACACGGGCACAGGUGAUCGUUUUGGGCCUGGAAUUCUCAGUGACCGAGAAGCAUCCUUCCCUAUUCAAGAUGUUCUGGAAAACUACAUUUACUACUUUCAGAGUGUUCAUGAAAGCAUUGAGCCAACCCAUGAUAUUUUCAGUUUUUAUGUAAGUGAUGGAAACAGUCGUUCCGAAAUCCACAGCAUCAAUAUCACCAUUGAGAGGCAGAACGAUGAGGCUCCCAGCAUGACCUUGAAGCCCCUCAGAGUGCAGCUAAGCUCAGGAGUAAUACUAAGCAAUUCUUCUUUGAGCCUGCAGGACCUGGACACACCAGAUAAUGAGCUGAUUUUUGUAUUGACCAAAAAGCCUUCCCACGGUCAUCUGCUCUUGAGGCAAACUGCUUCUGAGCCUCUGGAAAAUGGGAGGAUUUUGGCCCAGGGCUCCUCCUUCACCUACCAAGAUGUGUUGGCUGGGCUGGUAGGGUAUGUACCUGGCAGUCCUGGUUUGGCAGUGGAUGAGUUCUGGUUCUCCCUCACCGACGGCCUCCACACAGACACAGCGAGGAUGGAGGUGUUCAUAGAGCUGCCUCCAGGUGACACUCCCCACUUGACUGUAAACCGAGGCCUACAGAUCUCUGCAGGGUCUGUCGCACGAAUCACAGAACAGCACUUGAAAGUGACAGAUACAGACUCGGAUGACCGUCAGGUGAUAUACGUUGUGAAGGAAGAUCCGGGCGCAGGGCGCCUGCAGUUGGUGAAGCAAAACUCCCUGGAGCCAAUAUCUGUUAAAGGGCCCAUCCGAAGUUUCACCCAGGCUGACAUUAGCCAAGGCCACGUAGAAUACAGUCACAGAAGAGGAGAAUCUGGGGGGAGCUUUGCUCUUAGAUUUGAUGUGGUAGAUGGAGAAGGCAACAAAUUGAUUGACCAGUCAUUUUCCAUCAAUGUCUUGGAAGACAAAUCCCCACCUGUCAUCAUCACCAAUAAAGGACUGUUUGUAGAUGAAGACUCAGUGAAGAAAAUCACUACUCUGCAGCUCUCUGCCAUGGACCAAGAGAGGGAACCUGAAGAAUUGACCUUCAGGAUCACCAGACAGCCCGAGCUGGGCCACCUGGAGCAUGCAGCAUCUCCAGGUAUCCAUAUUAGUUCCUUUACUCAAGCUGACCUGAUUUCACGAAACAUCCAGUAUAUCCAUUCCAGUGAGAAGGAGAAAUAUUCAGAUGCCUUCAGCUUUACACUUUCUGAUGGAGUCCACGAGGUGGCCCAGACUUUCCACAUCACUAUUCGCCCUGUAGAUGAUUCAUUGCCUGUUGUACAGAACUUGGGAUUGCGGGUGCAGGAAGGGGUACGGAAAACCAUCACAGAGUUCGAGCUCAAGGCUGUGGAUGCAGACACUGAAGCCGAGUCUGUCACAUUCACCAUCGUGCAGCCUCCACGCCAUGGGACCAUCGAGAAAACCACCGGAGGGCAGCGCAUCCAGCAUACCUCCACCUUCACCAUGGAAGAUAUCUACCAGAACCGGGUCAGCUACAGCCAUGAUGGCAGCAACUCCCUCAAAGACCGCUUUACCUUCACCGUUGCUGAUGGGACAAAUCCCUUCUUUAUAAUUGAAGAAAGCGGAAAAGAGGUUAGGACAGCAGCACCUCAGCAGUUCCAAGUAGACAUCCUCCCAGUAGAUGAUGGCACCCCUAGAAUUGUUUCCAACCUGGGGCUCCAGUGGCUGGAGUAUAUGGAUGGCAAGGCAACCAACCUGAUCACCAAGAAGGAACUGCUGACCAUGGACCCAGACACGGAGGACCUGCAGCUUGUCUAUGAGAUAACAACAGGCCCCCGGCACGGCUACUUGGAGAACAAGCUGCAGCCUGGCAGAGCCGCUGUUACUUUUACACAGGAGGAUGUGAACUUGGGGUUGAUCCGUUAUGUAUUACAUGAAAAGAAGACCCAUGAGAUGAUGGAUAGUUUUCAGUUUCUGGUGAAAGACAGUAAGCCCAAUGUGGUCAGUGACAACGUCUUCCAUAUCCAGUGGUCCCUUAUCAGCUUUAAAUAUACCAGCUACAAUGUCAGUGAGAAAGCAGGGUCCGUCAGUGUCACAGUGCAGAGGACUGGGAACCUAAACCAGUAUGCCAUCGUCCUAUGCCGCACGGAGCAAGGCACCGCCAGCUCCAACUCCAGAGUCAACUCCAACCCUGGGCAGCAGGACUACGUGGAGUAUGCUGGUCAGGUGCAAUUUGAUGAGCGAGAGGACACUAAGUCCUGCACCAUUGUCAUCAACGAUGAUGAUGUGUUUGAGAAUAUUGAGAGCUUCACUGUGGAGCUCAGCAUGCCAGCAUAUGCACUAUUAGGGGAAUUCAUCCAGGCGAAGGUCAUUAUCAAUGACACUGAGGACGAACCCACGUUAGAGUUUGAUAAGAAGACCUACCGGGUCAACGAGAGCGCUGGUUUUCUAUUUGCACCUAUUGAAAGAAAAGGGGAUUCAAGCAGCAUUGUAUCUGCAAUUUGCUACACGGUCCCUAAGUCAGCUAUGGGAAGUAGCCUGUAUGCUCUCGAAUCAGGCUCUGAUUUUAAAUCUAGAGGAAUGUCUGCGGAAAGUCGCGUGAUAUUUGGGCCUGGUGUCACCAUGUCCACCUGUGAUGUCAUGCUCAUUGAUGACAGCGAGUAUGAAGAAGAAGAAGAGUUUGAGAUUAUCCUGGCCGAUGCUUCUGACAAUGCUCGCCUUGGGAGGGUGACAUCGGCCAAGGUGCUCAUUAGUGGCCCCAAUGACGCCUCCACUGUGUCCCUGGGCAACACGGCAUUCACUGUCAGCGAGGAUGCAGGCACAGUAAAGAUCCCUGUUAUCCGCCAAGGCACUGACCUCUCUACCUUCACAUCUGUGUGGUGUGCCUCUCGGCCCUCAGACCCGGCUUCUGCCACUCCAGGCGUGGACUAUGUCCCCAGCUCUCGGAGGGUGGAGUUCGGGCCAGGUAUCACUGAGCAGUACUGCACCUUAACUAUCUUAGAUGACACUCAGUACCCCGUCAUCGAAGGACUGGAGACAUUUGUGGUUUUCCUCAGCUCAGCACAAGGUGCUGAAUUGACCAAACCCUUCCAAGCUGUCAUUGCAAUUAAUGACACAUUCCAGGAUGUGCCCAGCAUGCAGUUUGCCAAGGAUUUGCUCCUAGUAAAGGAGAAAGAGGGGGUCCUGCAGGUACCUGUCAUUCGCAGUGGAGACCUGAGCUACGAGUCAUCGGUGAGGUGCUAUACUCAGAGUCAUACAGCACAGGUCAUGGAGGACUUUGAGGAGAGAAGAAAUGCAGACUCUUCACGGAUUACAUUUCUGAAAGGGGAAAAAAUGAAAAACUGUACUGUCUCUAUCCAUGAUGACUCCAUCUUUGAGCCUGAGGAACAAUUCAAGGUUUACCUUGGCCAUCCUCUUGGAAACCACUGGAGUGGGGCCAGAGUUGGAAAGAACAAUAUGGCUACCGUCACAAUAUCCAAUGAUGAAGAUGCACCAACCAUUGAAUUUGAAGAAUCUGCAUACCAAGUUCGAGAACCCUCGGGGCCAGAUGCCAUGGCUAUUCUGAACAUCAAGGUCAUCCGCAGAGGGGAUCAGAACAGGACAUCCAAGAUACGCUGUAGCACAAGGGAUGGGUCUGCCCAGUCUGGUGUGGAUUAUUACCCAAAGAGCCGAGUCUUAAAGUUCAGUCCUGGUGUGGAUCAUAUCUUUUUUAAAGUUGAGAUCUUGUCUAAUGAAGACCGGGAAUGGCAUGAAUCUUUCUCCAUAGUCCUUGGCCCAGAUGACCCAGUAGAAGCAAUUCUUGGCGAUGUGACCACAGCCACAGUGACAAUUCUAGACCAGGAGGCAGCUGGGAGUCUCAUCCUGCCAGCACCACCCAUUGUUGUUACCCUUGCUGACUAUGACCAUGUAGAAGAGGUUACCAAGGAAGGAGUCAAGAAAUCCCCCUCCCCAGGCUACCCGCUGGUCUGUGUCACCCCCUGUGACCCUCAUUUCCCCAAGUAUGCCAUCAUGAAAGAGCGCUGCAAUGAGGCUGGCAUCAACCAGACAUCUGUGCAGUUCAGCUGGGAAGUGGCUGCCCCCACGGAUGGCAGUGGGGCCCGGUCUCCCUUUGAGACCAUCACUGACAACACACCAUUCACCAGUGUCACCCACAUGGUCCUAGACAGCAUUUACUUCAGCCGGAGGUUCCAUGUGCGUUGUGUGGCAAAAGCUGUGGACAAAGUGGGCCAUGUGGGGACUCCUUUAAGGAGCAACAUAGUUACCAUUGGUACAGACAGUGCUAUCUGUCACACCCCAGUGGUGGCUGGGACAGCAAGAGGCUUCCAGGCACAGUCCUUCAUCGCAACCUUGAAGUACCUGGAUGUCAAACACAAGGAGCAUCCAAACAGAAUCCAUAUUUCAGUGCAGAUCCCACACCAGGAUGGAAUGCUGCCCCUUAUCUCCACCAUGCCCCUGCACAACUUGCAUUUUCUACUAUCUGAGUCCAUCUACAGACACCAGCACGUCUGCUCCAAUCUCGUCACCACCCACGACCUGAGGGGCAUCUCAGAGGCAGGGUUCCUGGACGACAAGCUCUAUGACAGCACCGCCCUGGGGCCUGGCUACGACCGCCCCUUCCAGUUUGACUCCAGCGUGCGAGAGUCAAAGACCAUCCAGUUGUACAAACACCUGAACCUGAAGAGCUGCGUCUGGACCUUUGAUGCGUAUUAUGACAUGACCGAGUUAAUUGACGUCUGUGGGGGGUCUGUGACUGCUGACUUCCAGGUGAGAGACUCUGCCCAGUCAUUCCUGACGGUGCACGUACCUCUAUACGUGUCCUAUAUCUACGUGACGGCUCCCCGGGGCUGGGCCUCCUUGGAGCACCACACUGAGAUGGAAUUUUCCUUCUUCUAUGACACAGUUCUUUGGAGAACAGGAAUCCAGACAGAUAGUGUGCUCUCAGCAAGACUUCAGAUAAUUAGAAUCUACAUUCGAGAAGAUGGCCGGCUUGUCAUUGAAUUCAAGACCCAUGCCAAAUUCAGAGGACAAUUUGUGAUGGAUCACCACACCCUCCCUGAUGUGAAGUCUUUCAUAUUGACUCCAGACCAUCUAGGAGGAAUUGAAUUUGACCUGCAGCUGCUAUGGAGUGCUCAGACUUUUGAUUCACCUUAUCAACUCUGGAGAGCCACCAGCUCUUAUAACAGGAAGGACUACUCAGGGGAGUACACCAUCUACCUCAUCCCUUGCACUGUUCAACCCACACAACCGUGGGUUGACCCAGGAGAGAAGCCUUUGGCCUGCACAGCACAUGCACCAGAAAGAUUCCUCAUCCCCAUUGCAUUCCAGCAGACCAACCGCCCAGUACCUGUUGUAUAUUCACUCAACACUGAAUUUCAGCUCUGCAAUAAUGAGAAAGUGUUCCUAAUGGAUCCCAAUACGUCUGAUAUGUCCCUGGCAGAAAUGGACUACAAAGGUGCCUUCUCAAAAGGUCAAAUCCUUUAUGGUCGAGUACUUUGGAAUCCAGAACAAAACCUCAAUUCUGCUUACAAACUCCAGCUGGAAAAAGUCUAUCUUUGUACUGGCAAGGAUGGCUAUGUGCCUUUCUUUGAUCCCACGGGCACAAUCUACAAUGAAGGGCCACAGUAUGGGUGCAUUCAGCCAAACAAACACCUAAAGCACCGAUUCCUGCUGCUGGACCGCAGUCAGCCGGAGGUCACUGACAAGUACUUCCACGAUGUGCCCUUUGAGGCCCACUUUGCUUCUGAGUUGCCUGAUUUCCACAUGGUCAGUAGCAUGCCAGGUGUGGAUGGAUUUACCCUGAAAGUCGAUGCACUCUAUAAGGUAGAAGCAGGACACCAGUGGUACCUGCAGGUCAUCUACAUUAUCGGCCCUGACACCAUCUCAGGGCCCCGGGUCCAGCGCUCGCUCACCGCCCCUCUGAGGCGAAACCGAAGGGACCUGGUAGACCCCAGCGGCCAGCUGACACUUGACGAUUCCCUCAUUUAUGACAAUGAAGGGGACCAGGUCAAGAAUGGCACCAACAUGAAGUCCCUGAAUCUGGACAUGCAGGAGCCGGUUGUCGCCGCUUCUCUGUCCCAGACAGGGGCGUCCAUCGGCAGUGCCCUUGCUGCUAUCAUGCUUCUGCUUCUGCUGUUUCUCGUGGCCUGUUUCAUCACCAGGAAGUGCCAGACACAGAGAAAUAAAACGCCCACCGAGGACAUUUUGGAGGAAUACCCGCUGAACACCAAAGUGGAAGUGCCCAAGAGGAGCCCCGACCGGGUGGAAAAGAACGUGAACAGACAGUACUGCACGGUGCGGAACGUCAACAUCCUGAGCGAGCCCGAGGGUGCCUACGCCUUCAGAGGUGCCAAGGUCAAAAAGUUGAAUCUGGAGGUCAGAGUCCACAACAAUUUACAGGACGGAACAGAAGUUUAAUGGAGGAGACCCACGCGUAUUUUUUUCUAAAAUCAUUUUUAUAAAACGGGGAGAUACUGGUAUUUUUAUAAUCUUGCAGAUUAAAAAGGGAAAACUAUAGCUUUGAGUGGCAGAAAGCACACAUCACAUGCAUCAACUCACAACUGAGCUACCUCAUUAAG
Molecule: messenger RNA, 12185 nt
Organism: Condylura cristata (star-nosed mole)
Lineage: Eukaryota; Metazoa; Chordata; Mammalia; Eulipotyphla; Talpidae
Gene: FRAS1
Product: Fraser extracellular matrix complex subunit 1
Exons: 74
Coding region: 1-12024 (4007 amino acids)
Biological process (GO): cell communication
Cellular component (GO): membrane
Molecular function (GO): protein binding
Source: RefSeq, a predicted model, not a curated record